Nannizzia gypsea CBS 118893 is the source of this 990-nucleotide messenger RNA. Its product is annotated as cytochrome c heme lyase. The transcript is spliced from 3 exons. NCBI's taxonomy places the organism in Eukaryota, Fungi, Ascomycota, Eurotiomycetes, Onygenales, Arthrodermataceae. Bases 1 to 990 code for a protein of 329 amino acids. The record is from RefSeq and is a predicted model, not a curated record. Gene Ontology annotation, molecular function: holocytochrome-c synthase activity. Gene Ontology annotation, biological process: cytochrome c-heme linkage. Gene Ontology annotation, cellular component: mitochondrion.
AUGGGCUGGUUUUGGGCGUCGACAACGCCAGCUGUAAAGCAGCCUGAAAUUCCCACACCAUCACCCAGUGAUGCCGCACCUUCCCGAUGCCCAGUACAGCAUGGCCAAUCCAUGAACAUUAAUGCCACAGCUACGUCAGAAGGCUCAUGCCCAGUUCGAGCCAAAGAUUCACCAUUCUACGUUCCUCCUUCGAACUCCGCAAGACUGGAAGAUGCAACACCUUCAGCCCCUGAGCCUGAGCAAAAAUCCAUUCUCUCAAAGUUGAAUCCAUUAAACUACAUGUUUGCCGAUAUAUCUCAAACCCGAGCACCAAAUCAAACAGUCGAUUUGUCCGUGGAACGAGAACCAUCGUCAAUUCCACGCGGUGACAACUCCGGCGCAAAAUGGGAAUACCCUUCUCCUCAACAGAUGUACAACGCGAUGCUCCGGAAGGGAUACACAGAUACACCACAGGAUGCAGUCGAGUCCAUGGUGUCGGUGCAUAACUUCCUUAAUGAAGGUGCAUGGCAGGAGAUUGUUGAUUGGGAACGUACAUUUUCCCAAGGCCUAGCCCAAGGCUGGCAAAAAUGUAGGCGUGGGUCAGAAAAUCUAGCCAUGGACCUGGAGCGGGAAAGGAUGAGGGCUGAGGCUAGCGGUGAAAUCGAGGAUUUGCCGCGUUUGGCUAGAUUCAUGGGUCGACCGCAGGAACUAACCCCAAAAGCUCAGUUUUUUCAACUGAUGGGUAGAGUGUACCCUUCUAAGUUCGGCACUGCUCCUCCGUUCGACAGACAUGACUGGUAUGUUCUGCGCAAAACUCCACACGGCGAUAAGGAAAUUCGAUACGUGAUUGACUAUUAUUCUGGGCCGCCUGAGCCUACGGGAGAGCCGGUAUUUUUCCUUGACAUUCGCCCGGCUGUAGAUACCCCAACAGCAGCGGCUGAACGGCUCUUGAAAUGGGGAGGGGAUGUCUGGUGGCGUGCCAGCGGUGGAGCUGCCAGAGAAAAUCAAUAG